Messenger RNA from Cajanus cajan (pigeon pea), 788 nucleotides. RefSeq lists its product as uncharacterized. Gene Ontology annotation, biological process: regulation of DNA-templated transcription. The record is from RefSeq and is a predicted model, not a curated record. Lineage: Eukaryota; Viridiplantae; Streptophyta; Magnoliopsida; Fabales; Fabaceae. Gene Ontology annotation, molecular function: sequence-specific DNA binding; DNA-binding transcription factor activity. Gene Ontology annotation, cellular component: nucleus.
GUUCUCUCUUCAUAGUGUGUGGGAGAGAGAGAGAGAGAGUGAGUAAGAGAGAGAGAGAUAAUGGUUUCCAGGGUUCACAAGAGAACAUCACUGUGUAGGAGCAUACAACAGCUUCGUUCAAUCACAAACUCCCAUGCGCGUCGUAGAACCUCUGUGAUACUGGAUGCAUCGGAGUAUAUACGUGGUCUAAAGCAAAAGUUGCAAGAACUGAACCAAUUAGCAGUUGCUGCAGCCCAAAAUGUCAUUGACUAUGGUCCAAUGCCUAUGCUUAAAGUGGAACAGCAAGAGGAGGGGUUUAUGAUAAAGGUGCUGAGUCAAAGGAGUUGCCAGGGGUUGUUGGCGUUCAUAUUGGAAGCCUUUGAAAGGCUUGGUCUAGAGGUUCUCCAGGCUAGGGCUUCUUGUGUGGACACCUUCUGUUUAGAAGCAUUUGGAAUCAAAGAGAACAAUCAAGGUACCCAUCUUGUGAAUGCACGAGUAGUUGAGGAAGUAGUGUCUCAGGCUAUACAAAAUUGGAGCGAAGUUACAAAGCAACAUUGAUCCAAGUAUCCAACAAUAAACGUGUUCUAAUAAGAACAAGUUUUCUUUUCAUUAUUUUAUUUUUGGGUGGGUUUCCCUUCCAGUUAAUUUUAUUGUUUCAUCCUUCAAAUGGGUUGGACUGUUUGCCUUCUUAGCCCAAUCUAGUGAUUAGAUGUGUGUGGUAUAUAUCUUAUGGCAAUGGUGACCAAUCCUCGGAGAUUAUCAUAUACAUCGCAAUAUUAUUUUGUUUUUCUUCCCUUUUGAGUAUGUGU